AUGGCAGUCGAUAGUCUUUUGGAAGAUGAGGAGGAGAAUAUUUUGUACGAUUUACUCAUAAAUACCGAAUGGCCUCCUGAAACGGACACACAGUUAAGGGGCUACAAGGAGCACGAUUCGUCCUUAAUCGCCAAAGCGGUGACAGGUCCCUUCAGAUUCAUCCUUCACUACUUGUGGUACAGCCCGUCCAGUUCUUCGCUGCCUCCAGGACUUGUGCGUCUGGCCUCCAAACAGAUCAACUGGCAGCUGGUGUUGGCAAGCAAUGGGAAGCUGUUGGCUGUCGUUCAGGACCAGUGUGUGGAGAUCCGGUCUGCGAGGGAUGAUUUUGCCUCUGUCAUUGGGAAGUGCCAAGUUCCUAAGGACCCUAACCCUCAGUGGCGCCGCGUGGCCUGGAGUCAUGACUGCGCCCUGUUGGCCUACUCCGACAGCACCGGGACCGUGCGCCUCUUCGACCUCAUGGGCAGCGAGCUGUUCAUCAUCCCACCCGCUGUGAGUUUCCCGGGUGAUUUCAGCUAUGCUGCGGCGGGCCUGGUGUUUUUGGAGUAUACUGCCAGUGCCCAGUACUCCUCUGAACUGUUAGUCAUCACCUACAGCGGUCAACUACGGAGCUACUUAGUCAGUGUGGGCACCAAUCAGGCCUUUCAGGAGAGCCACAGUUUCAGCUUCUCUGGCCAUUACACCAAUGGCAUCACUACAGCCAUCUACCAUCCUGGACACCGGCUACUCCUGGUGGGCGGCUGUGAGUCGAGUGUGGAGGGGUCGUCCCGUGCCACCCGGAGCGGCCUGACGGCCUGGAGACUGUUGUCCGGGCAACCGCACUACAAACAGGUCACCAGCUAUGAGGACGACGUGGGCUCGGCCCAGAGGAGAGGGUUCUUCCGAGUGCCAAGUUUCAGACUGUUCUCCCGCCAAAGCAGCGAGAUGGAUGGUGUGUUCAGGAUGUGUCUGUCACCUGACGGUGCUCGGCUGGCUGUGGUCCACUUCUCUGGCCGCCUCAGCCUGUGGGACAUCCCCUCUUUCAGACACAGAGCCAGCUGGGAGCAGAACCAACAGCCUGGAUUUGAUGACAUCAACCCGGAAUGGAAGACCUCUCUGGAGAAGAGGAAAAAAAUAAAAGAUAAGGAGCAGUACGGUUCUCUGAUGGAUGUGAGCUGGUGGACUGACUGCGCCCUCAUCCUGGCUCGCUGCUCCGGUUCCCUCACCGUCUCGUCUUUGAGAACCCUUCGGAACCUGCUGGGCAAGUCCUGCGAGUGGUUCGAACCGUCGCCCAGGGUGACAUCUGCUUACGAUGGGGGAUUCCUUAGUCUGGAGUGUGAGGUGAAGUUGGCCCCUAAGCGUGCCCGCCUGGAGAGCAGCCCUGGUGGUGCUGAGGAGGACUCUGAUGCCGGCAGCAGCGGGGGCCCCGGCUCUGGGGACGAAGACUCGGACUGCGAGGACGACGCGGCGGCCUGGGCGCGGGCCCGUUACCUGGGCUACUAUGUCAAGCAGGGCCUGUACUACGUCACGGAGAUGGAGCGCUUCGCGCCGCCGCGCAAGAGGCCCCGCACCGUCCUCAAGAGCUACCGCCUGGUCAGCCUGCGCUCCACCACGCCAGAAGAGCUCUACCAGAGGAAGAUUGACAAUGAGGAGUAUGGCGAGGCCUUGUCUCUGGCCCAUGCGUACGGCCUGGACUCUGACCUGGUCUACCAACGCCAGUGGAGGAAGUCCACAGUGAGCAUCGCCUCCAUACAGGACUACUUGAGCAAGAUUAAGAAGCGUGCGUGGGUGCUUCAUGAGUGUGUGGAGCGCGUGCCGGAGAACGUGGACGCCGCCAAGGAGCUGCUGCAGUACGGCCUGAAGGGCACCGACCUGGAGGCUCUCAUCGCCAUCGGCAACAAGGAGGACGGGGGGCGCUUCAUCUUGCCUGGUGACGUGGAUGUGGACGAGGCUCCCUAUGAGGACUUCCUGUCAGCUGAGGAGGAAAUGGAGACCAGGAGGGAGAAGGAGCACGCCAGGAGACAAGCACUGCUGAAGGAGAUAGACUUCAAUAGGCUGACUCUGGAGCAGAAAGAGCUGUGUAGGAGUCGUCUGAAGCUUCUCUGCUACCUUGACAGGCUCGCCACCUACGAGGAGAUAUUGGGAGGGCCUCAUGCCGCGGAGGAGAGAUAUGAUGCUAAAUUCUUUAAGACUUUCCGCAGUCAGAAUAUUGUCCUGUCAGCGAGAAACUAUGCCAGGGAGAGUAACGUGCAGGCUCUGGAUAUCCUCUUCACCUAUCACGGCUCUGAGCUGCUUCUCCAUCGCCUGGCCGUCCUCUGCAACUUCCCUGAGACCACCUCUCCACACGAAUACACCAUACUGCUGCCAGAGGCCUGUCUGGAUGAUCAAGGGAUGCUGGGUUGUAUUCCCUGGGAUGAACGAAGACACAGAGACACAGACUGGUGUGAAGAAAAUGAGUGCAGGUCGGUGGUGGAGACGCACGUCGUGGAUGAGGCUGACUUCCUGUAUGAGGAGGGUGUGGCGGUACCACCGCGGUUCCGCAUCGCCGACCCACCAAUCACGCUGCUCACCGACUGGUACCUCACGCGCGCCAAGGACAUCGAGAAUAACUCCAGACAGGUCGACUGUGCGCUGUCAUUGGUCCGUCUGGGGAAGGAGCGCGAGAUCCCGGGACUGGAGCAGCUGUGCGAUGACCUGGUUACCCUGGAGACGCUGGUGUACGAGACGUCAUGUGACCUGAGCCUCAGUCUACGGGAGCUGCUGCAGCUGUGUGACAUCGACAAGCUCCGCCUACUCAUGAAAAAUUCGUCAGAGCAGCGUUACGUGCGUAACUGUUUCCAGUGGAUGGUUCCCUUCCUGCAACGUUGUGAGCAGGGGGGCGGAGCUGUGUCUGGGGGCGGGGCCGAGGCUGAGGGUACUGCUGCAGCCCUGCUGAGGGAGUACCUGGUCGCCCUGGCAACCGAGGACCUCACCCUGCCCCUUAAAGUCUUCCAGCACUCCAAACCUGACUGUAACCAGAAGAUCAUCUCGGACCCGGACCAGCUGAUGCGUGUGUCCCUGGAGUGCAUCUACAGGACUGAGAGGGACGACCAGCUGCCCCUGUGCUACGACAUACUGGAGUGCCUGCCCCAGAGAGGAUACGGACCGGAGACAAAGGCUACGAGAAAAUUACACGACCAAGUGGACGAACUGGAGAAACACCUCAGUGUGGCUGAGAGUCUCGAGAAGCAUGGUUUGAGGAAGCCCAUCUCCUUCGUGAGGAAGAGUCAGUCCAGCGUGGACGAGGCCCACGAGCUCAUGGUCAAACUCACCCGACACGUCGGACGCAGGGCUACUCCAGUCAGCGAGAGCGAGUGGAAGAACCUGCUUCAGGAUCUGCUGGAGAUGCAGAGAACGGUGUACAAAUGCCUCAAGCCAGAGACCUGCCAGGAGAUCUUCACGGAGAGCCUGCUGUGCUCCAGCCGGCAGGAGUCUAUCGGGCUGGCGGGCCAGAUGAUGCACUGCAGCGCAUUGGCCCAGGACACCCCCAUCAGCGUCACCCUGAAGGCCCGCGCGGCGCCAGGACGAGUGGCCUACCAACGCAGCGUGGAGCUGGUGCUGGCUGCCGCGCGCGAGUACUUCAACUCCUCCGCCACGCUACGCGACCCCUGCAUGAACCUCGCACGGUCGUGUCUGCUGCUGAUCUCUGACUGUCCGCCUGUGGUGGCUGAGGAGCUGGACCUCAUUAGCGCCCUCUCCAGGCUGGAGGACUUCAACGUCAAAAUCCUCCCCCUGCAAGUGCGUCUGUGUGAGGAGCGUCUGUCCCUGAUUAAGGACUGCGUGGCCCAGUCUCCCUACGCCUACCGCCAGGCUACAACGCUGCUGGAGCUCGCCAGACUUCUCAGAGUGGCAGGUGAUGACGAGGCGAGGCGUAAGGGCCAGGUGCUGACUCUGCUGGCGGAGCAGGCGCUGCUGUCUGAGGACUACAAGGCCUCCUACAGCCACUGUCAAGAGCUCAUGACUACAGGCUACAGUGGUGGUUGGGAGGUGUGCGCCGGCUUGGGUGAGUGUGAGGCCUACUCAGACCUGCCGGCGCGUCAGAAGCUGAUGGCCUUCUCCCUCACCCACUGCCCCCCCGCCAGCAUCCAGACCCUCCUGGCAGCCUCCAGCUGCCUUGACACACAGGUGCUGUGCAGGGCUGUGAACUACCAGAGAGAUCCAACCCAGUCAGAACCAGAUUCUGAUGAAACACCCGAAGAAGAGCUCUCUGAACAGUCUGGAGACCUGCUCCACAGGACCACGGCGCGUACCAUGCAGGUGCUCAGCCAGACGGGGGAGACCACCCGAGCAGUGCUGUCCGCUGGAGGCAGCGUGCUCUCAGCUGUCACUGACAAGCAGUGGUGGAGGGACUCACUCAACUACCUACGCCCCCUACAGGGUCAAGGCUUUUCGCCGGGUGAUGAUUUGGCCAAUCACAACACAGAUCUGGACAGACAGGCAUGCCACCCCUUCUAUGAGUCGCUCUUUGACAACCCAUAUGUCCACCCGAGUGAGGACGUGUACGGGAGCUAUGACUACUCGCCCUGUGAGGACUUUGCUGAGGUGUUGCUGAGGACAGGAAAACUUGCAGAGACAAGCAGCGAAGGACAAAACCUCUUCCCUGCGACAGAGGUUCUCCUUCAGCUGGCGUCCAAUGCCUUUCCCCGCGACAUGACACUCGCCCUGGCCUACUUGUUGGCCCUGCCACAGGUGCUGGAUGCCAACCGGUGUUUUGAGAAGCAGCCAGCGAGUGUGCUGUCCCUGCAGCUGGCGGCCUACUACUACUCCCUGCAGAUCUACUCCCGCCUCGCACCCUGCUUCAAGAACACCCAGCACCCCCUAUACAGGGCCGACCCCAAGGAGCUCAUCCGAUUGGUUAGCCAGCACGUCAGCGAGCAGGAGCCGGACGCCGGUUGGCCGGUCGAGGAGAUGGGCGUCCUGAUCGACCAAUUGCGCGCCUACUCGGAGCGGCUGGCGGACUUCGUCCAGGCCCAGGUGCUGCAGGGACUGGGCCGCGGAGUGGACACCCAGCGCUUCAGCUCAGACGCCCAGUACAAGAAGGAGACCAUCCUCGGCCUUGCAGAGACGCUGGAUGAGAGUGUGUAUGGCAUCUCGUUGUCCCUGGCCCAGCGUUACAGCGUCUCGCUCUGGGAGGUCUACAUGACGCACCUGGAGUUCCUGUUUACGGACAGCGGGCUGUCCACCAAUGAGAUCGAGAGCCGCUGCGAGUCCCUGGCACUGCUGCCCACGCUGAAGAACAAUCCGGAAGGCUUCUACGGCCACAUGCUCAAGUAUGUCUACCCUGUCAUCGCAGGAAGUGACCUCAGCCGCCUGCUGCUCUACUAUUCGCUGCUGGAGUCAUGUGACUGUGCCCAGUACGUCACCGCGGCGAUGAAGCCCGACACGCACAUCAAGCUGCUCAAGAAGCUUAAGGCCGUGGCCAACGGGCUGGACUACAGGAAGCUGACUGACGAGUCGUCGGAGCCGCUUCAGGCCCUGGAGCCGGUGCUGAGCAGCCAGAACGUGCUGUCCAUCUCCAAGCUGGUGGGCCGCAUCCCCCUGGCCUCGGGCGGAAACCUCACCCCCAGCGCCGUGCACCUCGCCUGGCUACGUCGCCUCUUCUGGCAGGGCGACCCCCAGGUGCUGAAGAAGGCUCCGAGUACGGACUCUGAGUUCCUGCACGCCUACGACACCUGUGCCAAGUACCUGGACCGCCUGGUGCCCAACGACGCCGUCUCCUUCCUGGACUUCAUCACCUUCUCGCCCCAGGCAGCCAAUAAGCUGUCUGUGGAGACGCGUGUUGAGAUUAGCCGGCGAGGCCUGAAGUGGCUGCGUGCGGCGUCGGAGAAGAGCCGGAAGAAGGGCGGAGACGACCCGGCAGGCCACGCCUCUUUUGAGCCCGCCCUCGAACACCUCGGCCAAUCAACAGCCCACCUGGAGACACUCACCACCAAGUUCCCCCUGUCACUCAGAAACAGCAGCGAGGAAGCCCUGCGGCGCUACAGCCGGCUGUAUGACCUGUCUCGCUCCGAGGUUGCCAAGGUGCAGGAGCUGGCCGUCACCAUGGCGAUGGACGGACAGCCGCUCAGGAUAUUGGAACAGCUGCUGGAGGUCGCCGUGGCAACCGGCCAGCUGUCCGUCAAGACGCUGAUGCAAGACGCCGUGGACCGUGUCAUAGUAGCCUUCAGUGGAGAUGAAGAGGUGCUUAAGGAAUACCCGGAGCCACUGAAGGUUCUGGAAGGCAUCGUCUCAGCCGUGCGUGACCAUAUUGAGGAUGGCGGAGGUCUGGUGAGUUCGGAUGACGUGCUGGCGUGGCUGCGUCCGUUCUGCGGUGAUGAGGACCGCCCCGUGCGUCCGCGUAUCGAGGUGCUGAAGGUUCUGGAACAGUCCUUCAGCCUCAGCCCAGAGGACGCACGCCUGCUCGUCUACUUCCGCAGUCACGCCAUUCUCAAGGCCGGCUGGCCCCACAGACAGCUGGAGAUGAAGGACAUAGCGGAUGAGCAGACUCGUCUUUCUCUCUUCCGGGACCUGCUGUCCUCCAGUAGCCAGUGGGCGGAGUUUCAGCACCUCAUGCUCCUCCUCCAGGCUUGGCCUCCUGUAACCGGGGACAACAUGACGGACCCUGAGAGCAACCCGUGGGUGAGCCUGUCUUCCAGUCUGCUGCAACACGCGUCCUCUGCGCCCGAAGACGGCAGCGCAGGAGAGGAGGUCCUGAACAUGUGCCGCACCCUCUACCCCACCAAACAUACACUUCCUCCUCAGUGUAUUGGUCGUGUGUCCUCUAUGCUUCUGGAUCAGUCUCUGCUGCUGCCAGGCCUGAAGCUGAUGACUGAGAGCAAGGAUGAGCAGCUGCUCCCACUGGUCCUAGAUCAGCUCAAAGCUGUCUCUCAGGUGGAUGCCAGUAGCUGUGACGGUGAGCUUCUCUCUCUCCUGCUGAGUGCGGGCUUGCUGCUGGGCUGCGUGGAGACGGCCUACUACCCGCGCCUGGCCGCGCACCUGCUGGCCCACCACCAGGAGGGGGGCUGGGACGUGGAGGCGUCCACCCGGCAGCUCUCCCAGGCCGGCCACGCCGCUCAGGCCGGCUCCCUGCUUCUGGCCUACCGCGGGGCUCACCCGGGGCAGAGCACCUUCAGCGCAGCGCUGGCUGUUGUUCGCCAGUGGUUGUGAGAAGGAGAAGGGGAAAGGAGCCAUGUGUGUGUGUGUGUUGCUUUGAUAAGUUUCGUCAGAAAAGCACAUGAUUACAAGGACUAUGUGUGAGUGAAGGAUAGCUUUCUAGU
Engraulis encrasicolus (European anchovy) is the source of this 7271-nucleotide messenger RNA. RefSeq names its product NBAS subunit of NRZ tethering complex (gene nbas). The record is from RefSeq and is a predicted model, not a curated record. The transcript is spliced from 54 exons. Gene Ontology annotation, cellular component: Dsl1/NZR complex. The coding region runs from base 1 to 7161 and encodes 2386 amino acids. Gene Ontology annotation, biological process: retrograde vesicle-mediated transport, Golgi to endoplasmic reticulum. NCBI's taxonomy places the organism in Eukaryota, Metazoa, Chordata, Actinopteri, Clupeiformes, Engraulidae. Gene Ontology annotation, molecular function: SNARE binding.